AUGGAAUAAUAAAUAGUUUAAGAAGAGGUUAACUUCGACUAAGAAAUUUAAAAUGUAUUCGACGAUUAAGAAUACAUAAACAAUCAUACUUAAGGUGAAUUUCAUGAAAGUAUUAAGGAUAGCAUAGUAUUGAUCUUUCUUGGAGCGUUUCAAUAAAAUUUUCACACAUUUUAUCAACAUUUUCAAAUAAAAAAGGUCAUUUUAGAUACAAAUUACUAUAAGUUAGUUAGACUAGAAAAAUAAGGAAAAAUAAGUUAUUUAUUAAAUUUCCCUUUAAUUUUACAAUAUAAUUACGAAACUAAUUAAAUACCUUUGGACUUAUGUAUUUCAAAAAUAUACGCUGAGAAAGCACUUCAGAAGAUGGAAAAGUGCAAAUUUUAGUUAAUUAUUGAUAUGUAAUAAUUAAAUGGAGAAAAUGAAAUUGCAAAGAUGGAUAGGAUGAUUAAAGAUUCAGUUGCUUAUUUUGGGAAAUAUUUAUUCAAGAAAAAUUCUUUUUUAUUUCUUAACCCAGAAGAUGAUAAUAUGUGGAGGUUAUGCAAAAUUAAAUUAUCUGAUAAAAAUAUCUAUUCAUAAAAAUUUUAGCCUGAAGGAAUUAACUAAAAUAAAGUUUUGCAAUCAAUAUUUAGAUAUGAUUCUUAUUAAUCCUUAAAGAAUUGCAAAUCGAGGGAUUUUUUGAAUUAUGGAAAAAUGAUGACUUAUUUAUCAUAAAAGGAAACAAUUUUAAAGGACUAUUUUAAUUAUCGACUUAGAGAAUUUUAAAAGCUACUUCUUAUGUUACAGUAAAUGCCAAUCAUUUCGAAUGCAGAUGACACUAAGACAUUAGUUAAAAGCUAUUUAUAAGAAUUAAAAAAUGGUAUUAAUAAUAUCUAGAAUUGCCCAUAAAAUAGAUUUUCGAAAUUAAAAGAAAUUUUUAAAAUUAUAAAUUAAAUAAAUUCAGGAAAUAAAGCAAAUGAAUUGAAUAAUAAAAUUUAAAAAAAAAAUACCCCAUAAAUGAAAUAAUUUUAAGAAGAAAACUAAAUUGAAUAAAUAAGUAUUCACCCAAUUUUUAAUGAAUAAGACGUAUAAAAGAUAGAUAAAAUCAUUCAAUUUUGGGAGACAUAUUAUUAAAAGUUCGAAAUUUUAGAAGCUAAAAACUUGGAAAUUAAUCUUUAAUUUUGGUGCUAAUAUUGUGCUGAUGCGAUUGAAAAUAUACUAUAUUAACUAAAACGUACAGUAAAGGGAAUAUAAGAAGGACCAGAAAAUCCAAUUGAAAAUGGAAUUUAUUUUAUAGGAGUAACUAAAUCAGGAAAAUCUACAGUUAUGAAUGCAAUUUUAAAUCCUGAUAAACUUGAAUAAAAAAUAAUUUUAGGUAAAUAAUGCUACUAAAUUUGUUAAGAAUAGGAAACAAGCUUUAAAAUUGGUCAAGGCGGGGUUAGUAUGACAUAAAAAAUUAGUGGUAUUUACAUUGGUUAAAAAGAGGAACUUAAUAAGAUCUUUUAUAAUUAAAAUAAUGACACAAACAUUAGUGAUUAACAAUAAGAUGUUUUUAGCUAUUAAGAAUUACCAAAUUUGGCAGAAGAAAAUUAACUCAAAUUACCUGAAAAAUGGUUUAUUUUUGAUUGUCCUGGAUUUGAAGAUAAUUAAAAUGAUUUCAUGCGAAUUGCUCAUAGAAUAAGCUUGUAUAAUUAUUUCAAAAAAACAAAAAACAUUAUUGUUUUUUUUUUGAUCGACAUUUCUAUAUAGUCGAUCGAAAAUGUUAAGAAUACAUUCGAUCCCAUUUAUAGUCUUUUAUAGAAUAAAACGGACUUAGAUCAAAAUUUUAAAAGUUGGGGAAAUCUUAUUUUAACUAAAGCCGAAAAAGAUUCAAGAAAAGAGAAUUUAGAAUAAUGGGAUCUGGCCUUUAAUGGAUUAUUAGAAUAAAAUUAUAGCUUCUAUAAAAAGCAUUUUGCUGAUGACUAAAUUUGUUUCGAAUUUUUGAGACCUUCAGAAGAAAUGCAUUAUGAUAUAAAAAAGUUUGCAAACUCUAUUAUUGUAAAAGCAGAAUAGUAACUUUAGUAAAGAAAUAAUAAUAAUCCAAUUUUUGAGCUUCAACUUGAUAAAAAACUUUCUAAUUUGUAUCAAACAUGUAUGCUUAAUAUUAAAUUGAAAUUAGAAUUAUUACUUAAAUUAUUUUAUUAGAAUUUUGAUGAAUACUUUUCGAAAAGUGAUGAUCCUAUAAUUUAGAAAUUUGAAUAAAUAAAAACCAUUAAAGGUAUUUUUCUUGAUUUAAAUUGUACUGCAAUUAAUCUGACUAAUUGCAUAUAAAUACUUUAGCGGUUAUCAGAAUGGAUCAAAAAUAACGAGUAUACAAAAAAAAUGAGUUUUUUCCUUGUAUCAUAUAUUUAAGACAUUGAAACUAUUUUUAAAAUAUCAAAAUAUUGCAAGAAUAUAAAGAAAACUUCUUUUGAAGUCAACAUCACACCAUUUAUUAACAAAAUUGAAGUUGCUUAUCCCUUAAUCGAAAAUAUGAUUGGUUUUAAAAAAUUAAAAAAUAUCGUUGAUUAUACAACAAUUCCUAUUUUAGUAGGAGUAUUGUUAUCUGGAGGUUGGGUUUGUUUAUCAACGGUAGCAUUAUCACAUACUGUUACGUAAUGGUUUCUUUUAACAGGAGCCACAUCAUCAUUUGCUCUAAUUUCAUCCAGUUUAGUUGAUAAAUUAUUAAAUUAUCUGUUUUAAAAUUAAUACAAGAAGUGGAUCAAAUUAUAAAAUUGA
This is a messenger RNA of Paramecium octaurelia, 2730 nucleotides long. The record is from the annotation of a GenBank genome assembly. Lineage: Eukaryota; Ciliophora; Oligohymenophorea; Peniculida; Parameciidae.